AUGGCUUCUGAGGAUAGAUAUGCUGCGUAUAACAACAUCGACUCUACAGAUAGAGAUAUAAACAGUGCGGGCUGGAUAUACAGUGAAAAAGACAGCUGGGAUAAGGCAAAUUGUGGCUUUCCUAGAGGAGUGGACAGUGAUAAUGUAGGUCAUUGGUCCGCUAUUGGUAUACACAGACAGAUGCCUCCAUCGUGUGCUAGAGGAUAUACACAAAUGGGAUCUGGAUUAAUGAAAUGUCAGACAGAUGGAGAGUGGACAAACAAUGUCAGAUGUGUGCCAUAUGGGGAAUAUGAUGGACACUCAUAUCUUCUUGUACCUGAUGCUGUAUCCUGGGAUACCGCCAAGGAGAGAUGUGAGAGGUAUGGUGGUUACUUGGCUGAAGUGGAAUCAAUAGAGGAAAAUAACUGGAUAACUCAAACACUUGUCGCCCCUUAUUACGCUAACUCUAGUGCUGACUGGUGGCUGCUCUCCUCUUGGAUUGGUGCCAAUGACCUGACAGAGGAAGGGACAUUUGUUUGGAGUACAAGCGGAAAUCAUCUUAAUUACACAAACUGGCUUUCGGGUCAGCCCGACAACUUCCUGGGAAAUGAGAACUGUGUACAAGUUACUAAUAACGGGAUCUGGAACGAUAUGGGGUGUGGGCUCCCCAUUCCAUUCUUAUGUAAAGCAACUGCCUUUUGGAAAUGAUGAAAAGACUAUUUUGAAAAAAAUUAAUUUUGGUCAAUGUAUUUAACUG
Saccostrea cuccullata (small rock oyster) is the source of this 736-nucleotide messenger RNA. Its product is annotated as alpha-N-acetylgalactosamine-specific lectin-like. Bases 1 to 687 code for a protein of 228 amino acids. The record is from RefSeq and is a predicted model, not a curated record. Lineage: Eukaryota; Metazoa; Mollusca; Bivalvia; Ostreida; Ostreidae. The transcript has 5 exons. Gene Ontology annotation, molecular function: signaling receptor activity.